Molecule: messenger RNA, 825 nt
Organism: Anthonomus grandis grandis
Lineage: Eukaryota; Metazoa; Arthropoda; Insecta; Coleoptera; Curculionidae
Product: ankyrin repeat domain-containing protein 40-like
Exons: 3
Coding region: 82-825 (247 amino acids)
Molecular function (GO): protein binding
Source: RefSeq, a predicted model, not a curated record
ACGUCACGUAGUCUAGUGACGUCGGUUUAGGUUUUUCUUCCGUGUUUCAAUCAUGUUUCCCAUAAAAUAUUUUCAUGUAAAAUGGCAAAUAUCUUAGAAGGAAAAUUACUCGAAUCCUCGGCAGUAGGCGACCUCGAAGCGUUAGAAACCCUCCUGUCGCAAAACGUGAACGUAAAUUGCCGAAACGCGGUUAACGGAUGGACCCCUUUGCAUUGGGCCUGUAAACGAGGAAACGAGAAAAUCGCUCGCCUCUUGCUGCUUUAUGGGGCCGAUAAAACCAUAAGAAAUAUCAAAGGGGAAACCGCUGCAGAUGUUUGCCCUUAUUCCAAUAUAAAGGAACUGCUCGGUGUAUUGGUGGAUGGUGGUAAAAUUGAUCAGGUAGGGCCCCAGGAGAGUGUUAACUUUGUGCCGAAUUAUAUUAGGAAUGCCCCGUUAAAUGCCAAAGUCGAAUUGGGGUCUCUUAAGCCUGACCUGCUUAGUAUGCAAAAGACUGCUUUGCCUACAGCACAAAAUGAUGAUUUGGUCCUAAAAGUCCGCAUCAACGGAUCCCCCGACCCCGAUUUCAUAGAAAUAGAAAUCCCCCGGUGGAAGUUAACUUAUAGUGCCCUCUUAAAAAUCUGCUGUGAAGAACUGGAAGUGCCAGAAUCCCAAGUGGACAGAAUCAGAAAACUCCCCGACACACGUUUGAGAAAAGACAACGACAUUAAACGCCUCGUAGACUUCCAGGCUUUGGAAAUCGUUUUGAAAAGCAACAAUUCGGACAGGAGCAGCACCAAUUGUUACCAGAGCAUUAGUAGCUGUAAAAACCAAACUGUCCUUUAUUAA